Molecule: messenger RNA, 1332 nt
Organism: Fraxinus pennsylvanica
Lineage: Eukaryota; Viridiplantae; Streptophyta; Magnoliopsida; Lamiales; Oleaceae
Source: the annotation of a GenBank genome assembly
AUGUCGACAUCAUCUUCAACAGAAGGAGACGGCAGUGGUGGUGGUGAGUUUGAAGGACCCUCAUCAUCUCGUACGCGUAGACGCUCAAGCAAUGGAGUAUGGCCAGAACCUUUUGUGGAAGCGCUUGCAUUCCAAGUUGCCAUUGAUGCCUCUAGCUCUAUUGGCCGCCUGGCUGCAGCACAAGCUCUCUUCAACCUCUUUCAGGUGUGUUCUACCUGGCGAGCAGUUUCGCACUCCGAACUGCUAUGGCAAAACCUCACGAGGCGUAUAUGGAAUAUUAGGCAUCUUCUACAUAAUACUUGGCACGAGGAGUACAUAUACCGCCAUCAGACAGCCAACAAUUUCCAUCUAGGUAGAUAUGUAUACACAGGCCUUCCAUUUGUCCCUUCAGAUCGGAAUAAUAACAACGAUGGUCUUGCAUGUCGUCGCUUGGCACUCUCUGACAACCACCUUGCGGCUGGAUUCUCGGAUGGAUCAGUUCACCUAUUUCACCUUCCUAGCAGGAUCCAACUUGCAACCUUCUAUCCUCAGCCCCGUGAUCGCCUCGGUCGCUUUGCUUGUGCAAUAUCUGGAAUUAUCUUAUCGGACGCCCAACUUGUCUUUGCCACCCUGGACGGUGACAUUCAUCUCGUAAGUAUCGACGGUGUCAAUCCUCUACGUAGAGUCCAUCUAGGUGAUGUGGUCAAUGAUGGUGCUUUAGUCGACUUCACCGGUUGUAACCAGUGGUGGGUUGGCCUCUAUGCAGGUGUUCCGGAUCGUGCCUUUCACGUGUGGAACAGUGAAACGGAAGAGCUAAUAUUUGUUGGAGGUUCACUAACAGAUCCAGAAGCGGUAAUGGGUUGGCAUUUGCUCAACGAAUUGACCAAUCUGAUCGGUCGAGUUAGAGUAACAAGUCAUGAAUCUGCUGUGGCAUGCACAAACGUUAGGGUUAUGGCGUUUGAUUUGCGAAAUGUGGGGAUAAUACUAGGAGAAGAAGAAAUACGUAGGGGAAUCAUUAUAGGUUCUUUUGAUGCCAAUUAUGAUGAAUCAAUGUUAAUCAUGGACAUUCGCGGCAGAGCAAGUGUGCGUCGGGUGGCAACUUUGGAAGAAGUAUGUAGGUUCACAGUAAGGGGUGCCACCCAGAGGGGGAUUUUGGGAAGUGUCAAUGGUGGAUAUGCUCUAAUGUGUGUAGGGGAAGUUAUUAGGGUUUGGGAGAUAGUGCAUGGACAAUAUUUGUACAGUUUUCGGGAGAGAAUAGGUGAAUGCAAUGCCAUAGUUUCAAAUGAAAGGCAUGUGGCUGCAUGUUCUGCUGCUAAUGCUACAAUUCAUUUAUGGGACUUCGGAGCAAACUAG